This is a messenger RNA of Hypomesus transpacificus, 4635 nucleotides long. RefSeq names its product murine retrovirus integration site 1 homolog (gene irag1). NCBI's taxonomy places the organism in Eukaryota, Metazoa, Chordata, Actinopteri, Osmeriformes, Osmeridae. The annotation marks the transcript as partial. The record is from RefSeq and is a predicted model, not a curated record. The transcript is spliced from 26 exons.
AGUUCAGGCAGUUGUUUCAGGCUGCACGAGCUGGAGCUGCAGAGGGCUCUGUGGGAGGAGAGACAGGAGAAGGUGGCAGAGCAGCGGAGGGGCCGAGAGAAGGAGCUGGAGUUGGAGCAGAGGCAGUGGAGGACGACCCAAAUCAAAACCCAGACCCAGACCCAGACCCAGACCCACGCUCCGGAAGCCAAGAAAGCAGACGUGGUGAACUGGUGGACGGCCCUCAGGGCUAAGACCAAGGUCCAGCCCAGCCAGGCCCUGUCCGAGACACAGGCCAAGCUCCAGCAGGCCGAGCACACCAUCAGGCAGAUGAGAGAGCAGGUCUGCCACCUGGAGGACACGCUGAGAACCAGCAGAGAGGGCGUCACGGGGCACAAACCUCCUCAAGACCAGGUGGGAGUUCUACUCCGAGACCAGGAAACCAACACGGAGACGAAGGGACCCGGCUGGGCUGGGGAGACGGUCGAGAAGGAGCGCAGGGACGCAGGCGUGACUACAGACCCUCUGGAGGAGCUGGGUAGCCCAGCCGCCCGGGAGAGAGAAGCGCAAGGCCACCGUGUGACGGCAGAGGAGCUUCUGGAGAGCCUGAGGAGGAUGGAGGCCAUGGUGAGGGGAGCCCUGGAGACGGCCGAACUGGUCAGAGAGGGUCAGCAGAGGGUCAGCCUGGUGAAGGAGAGGAUGGACAACAUCAGCCAGAGAGUGGAGGAGGCUUUGACCAGGGCAGUGGACACAGACUUCCAGCUCAGUGUGCUGGAAGACAGGGUCACCCACCAACCUGAGGCUCCAUGUCUCAGAGGAACACCUGAUCUGGGGUCAGCUGGUACUGGAUGUUCCCCACAGACUAAGGCUGCAGGCAGGAAUCCCUCUCCACCCACACCUCCACAGCAACAUGGUGGUGUUUGCGGAAAAGCGGAAGAUAGCCGGGACACCAGCCAGACUCGGAGCUGUGAGGCACCAGAGACGCCCUGCCCUGGUGAGAAGUCAUCUAGCCCAGGCCAGAGUUCUGACCCAGACCUUGGACCGGGCAGCUGCAGAAGUGGUGUUGGGACUGGGUCAGCGUCUCGAGGUUCCGUCCCUGUGCCAGAGGAGACCUCCCCCUCGGUAGUGACACAGCCACAGUUCAGCCUCAAGCCCACGUGCGCAUCACCUCUUCCCAUCCCACCGGAAACAGACCCUCAACCCGUUUGCCCCAGUUCCACCGAGGAGAAUGUAGCAGGUGACUACAGCCAAUCAGAGGCGGUGGAUUGCGAGCGUGGCGAAUCAUCUUCACCCGAUGACUGUGGGAGGAGUCCGUUAGCAGAAGCAGACCCCAGUGGGAAGGACCAAUUAGCAAGCCAAGUAGAAAGUGGGAGGGACCAGACCUUUGAUCCAGACUAUUGUAGGAGGAGCAACACUCCAGAGCCAUCCAGCUGUGCAUCUUCUGAGGAAGCCGAGGACCAGCUAUCGUCGCAGUGUCCUGCAGCGGCAAACGCCAACCCAAGCAGCCAGGAGGCCCCUGUGCCCUCCAGCCCCCCUGAGAUCCCCUUCGUCUUCCCCCACACCCGCUCGCGGCCCCCCCUGCUCCCUGCCAUGCCCACCCUCCCUGAGGAGGAGGAGGACUCCCCUGAGGAGCAGGACAGCUCCUCCAGCUCCCCCAGCACGUACACACCAGAGAGCAGAGGGCAGGUCAUGACUGCCCCCACCAUCGUCUUCCCAAAACAGGCCACUGGAGUCCAACAAGAGGGCCGGCCCCUGGAACAGGCAAGACCACACAGUCCCAGAUCCCGCCUCUCCAGAAACUGUCCCUCCCCCAUCACCACAGUAGACAGCUCAGGACAGGUGCUAGACCUGGUGAAGGACCAGCUCCCAGAGCUGCAGCUGUCUGAGGAGGAGCGUCAGAAGAACCUGGAGCUGCUGGAGGAGGCCAGGAAGGUCAGCGACCGCUUCCUGACACGCCGCGGACGCAGGUCCACCUGCAGCCUCACAGAAUCCCCCACCGGUCUCUCUCCCAACCCGACGCCGUCCUCAUCGCCAGUGGCAUCUAGAAGCAGUUCCAUCAGCACCGCCCCGCAAAUCAGUGUGGGACCCGCAGAAGUGAACUACGCCAGCCAGCCUGUCAGUCCGCGUCUGGAGAUUCCUCUAGGGAGGGAGCAGGUGGACCCCGGAUCACCAGAGCAGGAGGGCACCAGGCGAUUGGUGGACUGGAAGCCCAAUGAGAAGCGGAAGGUGUCUUCCGGCACCCUGACCCCCCGCCACGCCGGCCCCUCCCCCACCAGGGAGCCCAGUGGGGGCCAGAAGGAGAACUGUGACCCCCGGGUAUCCAAGAAGAGCCCCCUUCCUGUGCUGGUUAACAAGCCGGAGGAGGGUCCGGUCCGAAACCCCAGCCAGACCCCGGCCACAGGCGUGGCCAAGCCCGUCCCCCGGCCCCCGACCCAGCAGGCCCCCUGCACGGCCGAGAUCAAGACCAUCGGGGCCUUUCCCCCUCUCAUGAGAGCCGUGUCCUGGGACACUGUGGGGACCCUCAACGCCCGCAACGGGGCGCCCAGUUUCUCCCCCAAGGCCGAGGAGACCUUCUCGUUCACGGACAAACCUCGGGAGGGCCCGCACAAGUCCUCGGGGUACAAGGACUUCCCCGCCCAGCCCGUCAACGUGCAGAAACUGUCCAAGCUGAGAGAGGAACAUAAGCUGAUACGAAAUCAAAGUGUGGGCUCCAAGCUGCCAGACCUGAGUGAAACAGCUGAACAGGAAAGAGGCCUGUCCCCCCUCCCCCCUCCAGGCUCCCCCUGUGAAGAGGAGACCAAGGAGAAGUCCGAUUCCAUGCCCAACAUCUCAGAUGUGAUGCUGAGGAAACUCAAACUUCACAGAGGUCUACCAGGCUGUGCACCUCCCCUCACAGAAAAAGAAGUCGAGAACGCGUUUGUUCAGCUGUCGCUGGCAUUCCGGAACGACAACUACACCCUGGAGACGCGUCUGAAGCAGGCGGAACGGGAGCGGAACCUGACGGAGGAAAACACAGAGAAGGAACUGGAAGAGUUCAAAGGCUCACUCAAGAUCACCGCCCCCCAGUGGCAGACUUCUGACCAGCGGGAUUCGUACCAGCGCCUCAUAGAGACCUUAGCUGUCCUGCACCGCCUGGCCACCCGACUGUCCAGCAGGGCGGAGAUAGUGGGGGCCGUGCGACAGGAGAAGCGUAUGAACAAGGCCACGGAGGUGAUGAUGCAGUACGUGGAGAACCUGAAGAGGACCUAUGAGAAGGAUCGCGCCGAGCUGACGGAGUUCAAGAAGCUGGCCAAUCAGAACUCCAGCCGUUGCUAUGGAGGGUCUAUAGACACUGGGGAUGAUGGAGUUCCACGCCCAUCCAGAUCCAUGUCUCUGACCCUGGGGAAGGCUUUGCCCAGGAGGAGGGUCAGUGUAGCCGUGGUCCCUAAAUUUAACCUCCUAAACAUCCCUGGUCAGACUCCCGUCAUUGCCGGCCCAGUCCCUACCCCUGCUUCUGGACCCAACCUUGGUCCUGGUCCUGGUUUUGGUUCUGGUCCUGGUUUUGGUUCUGGUCCUGGACAUAGCUUCGGAGCCAACCCUGGCUCUGGACUUCCUGUUCUCUGUGAGGCUAACGUUGUGAAAAGCAGCGCUCCCCCAGAGUUUGGACAGCCAGCCCGGGCUGAGAGUGGAAAGAUGGGUCCGGAGCAGGAAGGAGAGCCCUCCGCUGCAGCCAAGCUCCCUGUCAACCUCGACGACAUCAGGGCUGAGAUCAGGGCUGAGAUCAAGGCAAAGAUGGAGGAGGAGUUCUACAAAAAAGGUUACCAAGAGGGUCUGAAGCUAACUAAAGAGCUCAAGGAAGUGAAGGAGGAGGAAGAGGAAGUGGAAGACAAAGAGGAGGAGCCAGAAAAACUGAAAGAGGAAGACGGAAAGGAGCAAAAGAGUAGAAGUAAAGUGGAGGAGGUCCUGGUCGUGGUUGAUCGGCUUUGUCCAAAGAUAUUCCGGUGCAACCGUCUGCUAUGGAUUACCCUGUCACUGUUUCUGGUCCUGUUCCUGGUCGUCAACAUUUUUGCGUACUUCAGCGACCGCUACAACAGCCACGGGGACAUGUCAGCUGACAAAGCCAUGGCUCAAGGCAAGAAGAAGAUCUUUGGACUGAAUGUUGGAGUACAGCCAAAGAGCCCUCCUACAGAAUAACACCCCUCCACCCCUCCCCCAUCUAUCCUCUUCUUCCAAAGAUUCUUUCUCAUCAUGCUUGAAUACAGGAUUGUGACUAUCUAGGGUUCAAGGAUGUAGCUUUUUGGGAGUGUUUAUUUGGUUUAGCUUUUUAUCUUAUCAUCCACUUCAAGUCCUAUUUAUGCUGUUUUAGGAAGUCUGCCAGGUUGUUUGUGAUGGUGAGAAGCAUAGACAAUUAUUGUCUAAGUUUAGGGACCAAGUAUCGAGUGUGGUGAAAUACAUGUUCUUCUAUAGUCACAUCGGAUACAUGUCCAGUAUGCUUUGUUCUCAUGCGUUGAAUGUCAUCCUGAAAGAAUGAAUGUGGCCUCUGCGACUAUGAAUACUUUCGGUACCUUCAGAUAAACAAUGGUCACGAGGCAAGUGUACAUUUACAUUUAGUCAUUUAGCAGACGCUCUUAUCCAGAGCGACUUACAGUAGGUACAGGGACAUUCGCCCCGAGGCAA